UUUCCUUCUUCUUCUCAUUUUUCUCCACCACUUCAUUCACUUCCUCCUGUUCUACUACAUACUGUCUAGCACAGAAAUGAGCCAUAGCAACGGAUUAGACCCGUGAGGGGUUGCGUCUAAUGUCAGGCCAUAGGGGCUAAUUGCGGAUGGGCCCUGGGUGCCUGAUGAAGACCCUACUGGGUCGAAACGUUGUAUGAAUUUAAGGAACCUUCAAAGCGGAGCUAGAAUAUAGUGUGCGGACUUCUACUCUUUCUAUCAUCUGACUUGUACCUUGCACAGUUUGCUGAGUGUCACUUCAAACAGAGAGUUGGUGGAAUGUGCUGCAUGGCGCAUCAUGGCGGGGUCCAUCAUAGGGGAGCAGGGUCCUGGAGAAGCUCGGGGUCCAUCACAGGGGUCGUGGAGGGGCGGACAUGAAGGCCUUGGAGCCCAAAGAGCUGCUGAGGGACAGAGCAGGAGAGGAGCAUGCAGACAGCCGACUGCAUGCAGACAUGGAGCCCAAAGAGCUGCUGAGGGACAGAGCAAAGGAAGAGCAUGCAGACAGCCGACUGCAUGCGGUCAUAAAGUCCUCAGAUGAGGCCAAUGACGACGAGAUGGAGAGAGCAGAAGAGAAGCAUCUCUGGCCUCCAUGCCAUGACAGCUAAGGAGCCGGUGAAGAGGCAGCAGCAGCCCCCAGAGGGCGGGUGGGGUUGGGUGGUGGUGGGGGCGCUCUUUGUGGUGUCCUGUCUGGUGUAUGGCCUCAUCCGUAGCCUGGGAGUGUUCUUUGUGGAGUUUGUGCAGUACUUCGGCGAGACCGCUCAGGCAGUGUCCUGGAUCACCUCCAUCGGCUUGGCCAUGCAGCAGCUCUUCAGUCCCUUGGCUACGGCCCUUUGCAACAUGUAUGGAACUCGUCCCAUAGUAAUGAUCGGCGGUCUCCUGUCAGGGCUGGGGUUCAUACUGGCCUCGCAAGCCACUUCCCUCACCCAUCUCUACCUCACCAUGGGCCUUAUCUCAGGUAUUGGCUGGGCCUUCAUCUUCACCCCCACUGUGGGGGCGGUGAUGCAGUACUUCACCCGCCGGCGCUCUCUGGCGAUGGCUAUCGGCUUCACGGGCGUGGGGCUCUCCUCCUUUGCCUUCUCGCCGCUCUUCCAGUUCCUGCUGGAGACGUACGCCUGGCGGGGGGCCUUGCUCAUCCUGGGGGGCAUGAGCCUGAAUAUGGUGGCCUGCGGGGCUCUCAUUCGGCCCGUCACCUUCACCAAGGCCAUGGAAAAGACGGUCCAGAAUUCCUCGCUGCUGUCCCGCCUGUCGGUCUACUUCGAGCUCCCUCUGCUGCUGCAGCGCCCCUUCCUGACCUACGGGGCGGCCAUCACCUUCUUCAACGCCGGCUACUUCGUCCCCUACGUGCACCUGGUGGCCCACAGCCGCACCGCCGGCUUCUCCGAGUACCAGUCGGCCUUUGUGAUCUCGGCCACCGGCGUGACGGACAUCUUGGGCCGCGUGCUGUCCGGCUGGGUGUCGGACCUGGGCCGGCUCCGCCUGGUGCACAUGCUGUGUCUGUGGACGCUGCUGCUGGGGCUGUUCCUGCUGGCGCUUCCCCUGGGGACGAUGGGGGGCUACGCGGGGCUGCUCACCACCAGCCUGGCGCAGGGGCUGUGUUCGGGAGCCAUGACGCCGCUGGUGUUCGCCGUGGUGCCCGAGAUCGUGGGCAUGGAACGCAUGCUGGGGGCCCUGGGUCUGCUGCAGCUCAUCGAGAGCAUCGGAGGACUUCUGGGCGCUCCUCUGUCAGGCUGGUUGAAGGACACCACAGGCAGCUACUCUGCCUCCUUCGCCAUGGCAGGAGGCUUCCUUCUCCUCGGCUCCGCAGUCACCACCACUCUGCCCGGCUUCUGCUCCUGCGCCGUCCCAAAAGCCCACAGUGAUGCAGAGGGAGGCACUCCCAUGACAGAGGAACCUAAGGAGAAAUCUUAGGGAGUCAAUGAUCCACUUAACAUCCCUGUCUGGGAAAAUCUAUCCCACAGAUCCAGACUAUUGCACUGAAACAGGACCAGGGGGGCAGUGAGACGGUGAAAGACUAUACGCGCGUUAACUCCAAGAGGCAAGGUCUGACAUGCCUUAUUGCUUUCUCAGGUGGUUAGGCCAAAUCACUUCUACCCAUGUCUCUCUGUGAUGGAAUGAGGGUUUCACAGUUUUUGUUUUUGUCACUGUUUCGACUCCAAAUAGUCUGGCUAGCAUUACACGUAUUGAACCAUUUUUAAGGUCUAGCAAGGCCCUCCUUCCAGACUAGGUGCAACACUCCACAUUAGAAUGAAGUGAUCACUUCCAAAUGGUGUUUCAGGGACACUACACAAAGAUACAAGGGUAUCUAAUUGCCACGUGUGUUGAAGUAUUGGGAAAGUAUGACACACUUUGACAUACUGGAAUUUCAGUUGAUCUACCUGUACUCGUACUGCAAGUGUGCACAUGUAUGUAUGGUGUGGGGUACUUAUAGUGCAUGACGUGUAGAGUUGAUGGGUGUCUGAGCUGUGUGUGUGUGUGUGUGUGUGUGUGUGUGUGUGUGAGGGGGUGGUCUAGGUAAAGUGCUUUGAGUGGGGUUGGGGUUGUAAGUGUAUUAUGCACGAAAGCCGAAAACUGCCUGAUGACAUUUACGAAACAAAUGUACCACUGGCAAAAAUAUGCCACUGCCUUUAGUGCACAAUUCUGUUCUGUACCAUCCACUUGUACUAAUUUCAUACGCAGGGUCUGAACCUGCUGAUUUCAAGGGGUGAACUGUUGAGGUUUGAAACACUUGCAUCUGAUUUUAGCCAAUCAUAAAUAUGUUUGUGACCUGUAAUCUGUCCUUCAUGAAAUGUGACACUGGGCUCGUUCGUGUUGGCGCAGGAUGUGCAGGCUGCUGCAGUCUGUGCAGCGCGCAUGCCCACUGCGAAAGCGCAAUGCAUUCUGGUUAGGAAUUUCCCAACUGAUCCUGAUUACUACACCAUUUCAGUAGAUGAGUUCAUGGAUGUCAAGACCUGGCUGGCUGAUAAUGCUGUUAUUAUGUUAGCAGGUCUGAUAAAUGGCUAACUGGCCAUGAAACCCACGACAGCUCAGGGAAAUACUACUACAUUCUUCAGUGUUUCUUGUCAGUGACUGCGUUUACAUGCAGUUCAGUAUCCCGAAUAUGAUUGGGAUAUUAAGUAUCCCGAAUUUGCGUUUGAGCAUAUAAACACCUUUUCCCGACUUCAGUAAGGGCUUAUUCGGGAUACUGAGAAAUCGGGAUAUGCUAGGUGGAGUAUUCCGACAGAAGUCGGGAUACUGACGCAUGUGAACACCUUAUUCCGAAUACAGAGGCUUCCCAUAGAACGCUGUUGCUGGUAUCCAGGCUACACGCAUUUGAAGAGAAUUCUAUAACGGCCAAGAAUGUAGACUGGGAUAUGAAGUUCUGUGCUCAUAUAAACACCCUAUCCCGAAUAUGAUCAUAACCGGGAUAUGCCUCAUAUUCAGGAUACCGAACUGCAUAUAAACGCACUCAGUGACAUCCACUACGUAGUCCCAACAUGAACAGCAAUUGCUGAGAGUACACUACAUUGUUAAAGUUGUAAUGUCCUCUGCAGAAUAGUUUAGUAGGCUACUGUAGUAUUAACUUGGAAGCAUGACAUUUCUUUCUUGUGUGUUUUCCUUCAGAAUAGGCACACACUUGGUUCUUGCUGGGAUCCAAAGAUAUUAUGUGAAUGUUGAAAUGAUCUUGACCAUCAGCUUGACAGUGACACUAAACAGAGCAGGGCCGGUUGGAACAUGUGCUGACACAGUGUCAAUCGAUGACAAUCAGAUAUCAGACAAUGUACUGGUAAUUGUCUCCAUUCUCCAAAAGGGAUUCCUUCAGCUUUUCAAGAUGUGGCACCUUCUCCAUCCUUCAUGAUCAAGAUGAGGCCAAGAAGGCUCUUCUCUGCUUCUCAGCCUUUUCAGUGUUUCUUGAGUUCCGAAAUUCAACGUUGCGAUUAAGGUUGCUUAUAUUAUUAUGUGAGUUUAACAGAAAAGAUGCGGUGGGCUUCAAUUGGUGGAGGUUUCAAUCUCUGUCUUUCUUUCAUAUGCUAUCAGAAUAAAUGGUGCUCGAUUGUUUUUUUUUACCUAUUAUAGGCUACAGUACAUGGUGUCAUAGAUAGAUAAUACAGAUUAAGCCCACUUCUGAGUCUUUGGUUAGUAGGCCUAUGUGAGGUUUGGCAAAAGAUAUGACAAAAUGGAAUAAAUAUAUUUGAGAUGAGGGACACGAUACUUACGAUAAGUGCCAUUCUUUUUAAAUAUAUAUAUCCCUUAGGUCUUCUUGGCCUUUAUUUUUGACAGGACAGUGGAGGAGAGACAGGAAAUUAGUGGGGAGAGAGAGACGGGGAAAGGAUCGGCAAAUGACCCAGGCCAGAAUCGAACCUGGGUCGCCAGUGUAGUAACCCAGAGCCCGAACAUUAGUCCACAGCAGGUCCGAUAAGUGCCAUUCUUGACGCAAUAUGGCUAUUGCUGAAAAAUCUUGGUGUCACUGUAGAUAGUGAUCAAAGUUUAAGCACUUACUGUACAUGUUCUCUAAUUUGUGGUCUUUUUCAUUUCAAAAAAUAUUAGUAAAUCAGCUUAUAAGUAGCCGCCAAGACGACACAAGUGAAAAUAUUUUUGGUGUUCCAUGACAUCUUGCAAAACGUUAUCAAGAUCCUACGCAACUCUUGCAUAAUCCCACUUAAUUAAAUAACAUUUAAUUUAAUUUAAUCUUAAAAUCUGGCAGUUGACUGUAUUCCCACUUGGGCGGCAACUCAAGUAUCUUUGCAAAACAUACACUAGGCCCUACAUUUUAUCCUGAUUUUACCUCCAGCAGGAGUGACACCGAAUCUUUUUAGAAUUGAAAGCAAGAAAGGAGAAUUGAAUAUCUGAGGCUAUGAAUCAUCAGAUGUCUCUCCUUCACAGAUUUUUCUUUGCAGAUGUAGGGUUUUGCCCAUAGUGUAAUUAUACAGUUUGUUUAUGAAUUUUUCAUUUUGAGAUAUUGUCUGCUUUACUAACAUUGUGGCCUGUUUGUGAGCGGGUGCGUAUGUUUGUUACAUGCACACAAGUGUGUGAGUAUGAAAAGGUGCGACAGGCAAAUGCGUGUUAGUCUCAAUGUCUCACAAUGUCUGUUAUGAAUCAUGGCUGCUAAAAUAUUGAGUUAAAUGUACAAUAUUGUUAAGUAUGCCAAACAGGUAUUGCAUUGUCUAUCAAACGCACACCCAAGGAUCUGGUCCUUCACUCUGUGUACAGUUAUGACAAAUAGAUUUUGUCUAUUAUUCAAAUGCCUUUGGUGUGUUUGCAGAAUGAGUAAUUUGAGUACGAGUAUAACUGUUCAUCCCUUACUUUGAUUCUUUGACUUGUUGAUCGGAGUCGAGGUGCUGUAUUAGGGCCUCCGCACACCAAUUCUGACAAAGUGCCGACCACUACUCUGCCAACGUUUGAUUCAGCUGUUUUCAAUACAACCCUGCAUACCGGCUGCCCGUUACAGCAGAGCUUUAUUUUGUCAGAGAAGACCCAUGUUUAUCCAUGCUCUGCUCUGAUGAAAUUGACCAUUCAUUGUUUAUCGCACCUCUGCACCAAUGUGCAUGGGUAACCAAGUUGUCGGAACUGCAGUGCUGUCAGAAUCAGCGUGUGGAGGCGCUUAAGGCCACUUUCUUUAAUGUUUACUUAAUGUUCUUGAUUUAAGUCACAAUUUUUGAAUGGAUUGUGGUUUAGUGCUGUUAUACAAACAUGGCCUACCUCUCUGUAUCUUUGAGGUUCCAUCACACUUUUUUGAGCAACUUUUAAUAAAAAAAAUUCACCUCCUUCCUCUAUUUCUCUGCAUAUAUUUACACAGUUCAUUAAUUAAUUCAUUUAUUUUCCAAAGGGCUUCUCAUAACCCACUAUUUGGACAUUUACGUAACUAGGGGGAAGUUUCACCAAAAUAUUGUAGAUGUUUUAAAUUUGUUGCAAAAUUUGCCUUCCGGGGGGGCCCACAGCAACUUUAGCCUAGGGGCCUCAAGCCAUCUUAAUCCAGUCCUGUCAUCCACGGGCCCAUCUGAAGUAAGAGGCUAUGAUUUGAUGCCAUAAAUUGGAGCCAUGGCGUUACAUUUAUCUAUACAGAAGGGGAAGCAAUUCUGCCAUCUUUUAGUGGCUAGUGAGCUGAAUGAAGUCCUUUGCUGCCUUGACCAUUCACCUAAUCUCCUGGGUCAACGAAAUGACCACUGGGUUAACUUAACUCUGAGGAGUCACUAAUUAAAUAGUGCCCCCCAGUGUUUCUUGGAAUGCUGUGGGUCAAGGUCCAGGGCUUACUGGUGGUUUACACAUUUGACGUUGUGAAAUGGGUUUUUGUCGAGUCAUAUUUUUAGUUAGGCAUUGUCAACCCCAGUAAAUGAGACAUGUCCUAGAGUUAGUGAUGGAGGUCAGACUCAUCUCAGAGGGAGACAAGCCUAUAAAGAAGGAAGUCCUGAAACUGGCAGAGAGAGAACAGCCUUGGUCUAAAACCAGGGGUGGGCAAUUAUUGUGUCCCAAGGGCCAAAUUGGGUUUAGAAUAUUGACUCUAGUCCCAGAUUUCGCAGGCAACAUGCCUGCACCAAUAAGACAAGCUGUUAUCUACACUAAACUUUUUGGCCAUUUCACUCCUUCACAUUUACCUGUAGAUGUGGCCUUGAUUAAUCUCACACCUGCAAGACCACUUGCUGUUUUAAGAAAGUUAAGUGAGAAUAUUCGUCGUUUUGAUUCAACAAUAUUGUCUUGUAAAGGCUCCAUGGGCCAGAUGAAAUGACUGGGGGCCGCAUGUGACCACCUCUAGUCUAAACACCAAAAAGAAAACCAAAGGGAUCACCAGCGGCCAGUAGACACACAAUUUCCUGCAGCCCAGGCUCCAUUGAGUGCUUGCUGAUAUAUGGUAUGGCUGCUGCACCACAGUAGAUAAUAUGCU
Messenger RNA from Engraulis encrasicolus (European anchovy), 6892 nucleotides. It is a transcript of the gene slc16a13, whose product is annotated as solute carrier family 16 member 13. The coding region runs from base 571 to 1944 and encodes 457 amino acids. Gene Ontology annotation, cellular component: plasma membrane. The record is from RefSeq and is a predicted model, not a curated record. The transcript is spliced from 6 exons. Gene Ontology annotation, biological process: transmembrane transport; monocarboxylic acid transport. NCBI's taxonomy places the organism in Eukaryota, Metazoa, Chordata, Actinopteri, Clupeiformes, Engraulidae. Gene Ontology annotation, molecular function: monocarboxylic acid transmembrane transporter activity.